Maylandia zebra (zebra mbuna) is the source of this 2670-nucleotide messenger RNA. RefSeq names its product disintegrin and metalloproteinase domain-containing protein 11. Lineage: Eukaryota; Metazoa; Chordata; Actinopteri; Cichliformes; Cichlidae. Gene Ontology annotation, biological process: proteolysis. Gene Ontology annotation, molecular function: metalloendopeptidase activity. The record is from RefSeq and is a predicted model, not a curated record.
CAUCAUUCUGAUAUGCAAAUCCAAAUUCUCUGUAGCAGUGUUGACCGGAGCUGAGAGGGCGAGUGAUAGAGAGGGGGAGAGAUGAGAGGAGGCACAUCGUCAGAUGUUUAGUAGAUUGAUUUUGGAUCCUCGCCAUCAUUUGUGUGAUUUUUUUUAGUCUUUUCUUCACUCCGUCUGCCGGGUUCGUGACAUCCUGCGGCUCUCCAUGCUGUAAUCCGGGGGAAUAUGUGAAGAUCAUGCUGGCGGUGUGGUGCUUCACGGUCUUUGCUGCAGUGGGCGAGAGGCUUGCAGUCUCAGGUGUUGACAGGAACCUGGAGCAGGAUGGAAGCAUGUGGGACUGGUUUGCCCCAGUGGGCCGGGCGGAGAGUGGGGACACUGCAACCGAGAUCAUUUAUCCAAAGCGCCUCGUACAGCAAAUCAAGUCAGAAGAAGAAAUGGCUCAUGACUACUUGGGUACCAGGGUGAAGAAUAGCACCGGGGACACCUUGCCUGUCCACUUGGCCCAGAGCUGUUUCCAAGUAGAAGCCUUUGGACGCACCUUCACUUUAGACCUGGAAUUAAAUCACCAUCUUCUGUCUUCAGAUUAUGUAGAACGGCACUUUAACCAGGAUGGCAGUCCCUUUCAGUCUGUGGGAGGGGAACACUGCUACUAUCAGGGAAGGUUAAGAGGUUUACCAGAGUCCUGGGCAGCUGUCUCCACAUGCCAUGGCUUGUGUGGCAUGUUCUCUGAUGGCUUCUUCUCUUACGGUAUUGAGCCCUUUCACAAUGACAGCAAUCAGUAUGAUGGUGCUCACCUAAUACGCAGGAUGCCUGAUAUCAGACUUCCGGCCCAUUGUCCAGACUGUACAGAGGACAGUGAGUGGGAUGGCAGAGGAGGUGAUGGUGAUGAUGAUGACAGACCGGACCAAGUGAGGGAGCAGCAGGCGUCUGGGGGUCUGCCGGUCCAAGCGAAGUGUUCGCAAGCCUCUGUGCAGACUGAGACCAAAUAUAUUGAGCUGAUGGUGGUCAAUGACAAUGAUAUGUUUGUACAGCUGCGUCGCUCAAGCAGCCAAACCAAGAACUUUGCCAAAGCUGUGGUCAACACGGCGGAUACGAUCUAUCAGGAACAGCUCAACACAAGGAUUGUACUGGUCGCCAUGGAGACCUGGACCUCUAAAAAUAUGAUGCCAGUAGUGGAAGACCCAUUGACAACGCUGCAAAACUUCAUGAAGUACAGGAAGGACAACAUCAGAGAGCAGAGUGAUGUAGUCCAUCUUUUCUCAGGGCGUAACUUUCAUAGUAGCCGUAGUGGGACAGCCUACACAGGAGGGGUGUGCUCUCCAACAAGAGGAGGAGGAAUUAACGAGUAUGGAAAUGUAGGUGCGAUGGCCAUCACUUUGUGCCAGAGUCUUGGCCAGAACAUUGGGAUGAGGUGGAACAAUGCACGUAACUCUGCAGGAGACUGCAAAUGCCCAGAUGCCUGGGUGGGAUGCAUCAUGGAAGACACAGGAUUCCAUCUGCCCAGAAAGUUUUCUCGCUGCAGCGUUGACGAGUACAUCCAGUUCUUGCUCCAGGGAGGUGGCAGCUGCCUGUUCAACAAGCCCAACAAGCUCUUGGACCCUCCUGAGUGUGGGAACGGGUUUGUGGAGCCAGGAGAAGAGUGUGAUUGUGGAUCCCAGCUGGAAUGUGCCCGUAGGGGAGGAGCCUGCUGUAAAAAGUGCACCCUUACCCAUGAUGCCAUGUGCAGUAACGGACUCUGCUGCAGUGGCUGCAAGUAUGAGCAGAGAGGCGUGGUGUGUCGACAGGCUGUGAAUGACUGUGACAUCCCGGAAACUUGCACUGGAGACUCUAGCGAGUGCCCUCAUAAUGUCCACAAGCUAGAUGGAUACAUGUGUGAUAAUAGUCAGGGACGAUGUUACAGUGGACGAUGUAGGACACGUGAUGGACAAUGCAAGGGGCUCUGGGGCUAUAAUUCAGCAGACAGGUUUUGUUAUGAGAAGCUGAACGCUGAGGGGACAGAAAAAGGAAAUUGUGGCCCCGGUCCUGAUGGCCAAGGCUGGCUCCAGUGCAACAAGCCAGAUGUUUUAUGCGGGUUCCUGUUCUGUGCUAAUGUGACAAUGAAGCCAAAGUUUGGAGACCUCCAAGGUGAAGUGACCAGCUUCACCCUCUAUCACCAGAACAAGUACUUGGACUGCAGGGGUGGCCAUGCUCUGCUAGAGGACGGCACAGACCUGGGCUAUGUGGAGGAUGGCACUCCAUGUGGUCCCAACAUGAUGUGUUUGGAGAGACGCUGCCUCCCUGUGGCUGCAUUCAACCUCAGCACAUGCCCAGGAUCCAACUUCGGACGCAUUUGUUCUGACCAUGGGACCUGCAGUAAUGAAGUGAAGUGUAUCUGUGAUAGGGACUACACCGGGAAGGACUGCAGUGUCUUCGAUCCCAUCCCUGAGCCCACGGUCGCAACAGGCCCAGAGAAGAAAGGUCCAAGUGGCACCAAUAUCAUUAUAGGGUCCAUCGCAGGUGCUAUUCUCCUGGCAGCUAUAGUCCUAGGGGGAACAGGAUGGGGAUUUAAGAACAUUCGAAGAGGAAGAUCUGGUGGAGGAUAAGAUCUGUCUGUCUUUCUGUCUCUGUGUCCUGUCCACUUCUGUCUUCCUCCUCGCACUGUGUCAUUUCACGUUGAAGAAGAGGGGAACA